AUGAAGGGCCCAAUUCCUUUCGUCAUUGCGUGUCUAUUGAUUGGCGUCUUUUUCGUUACUUUUGGUACAACUGCUAGCGUCCCAUCUGCGGGUGCACUUGGCAAGCGUGACUAUUCGGAUCCUUCUGGUGGUAUCGGAUCGAAUGGCGGGGUUGCCUCUGCAUCUGUCAAUGUUGGAGGUACUGCUCAGAUAACCAGUGCUGCUGCGGAUAUGAACAAUGGAAAUGGAGGAUCUUCGUCGAGCGCGGCUGCUGAUGCUGCUAAUUCCGAGUCUGCCAAUGCAAUUGGCUCGUCGCCUACUUCUUCUACUGCUGUUGGUGGUGUUGAGGUCAUUCCUUAUGAUUCUUCUGGCACUCCCGCUGCUGAAUCUCAGUCAAGCUCUAGCAACCCUGUUAUUGUGGAGCAAUCAAGCACUUCGUCCAGCUCCCCGGCCUAUUCGAACCAGGCGAGCCCUGCUGAUUCUGCGACAACUAGUGCUGCCAUCAAUUCGCAGGCAGUUCCCGAUCACUCAAGCUCUGCUAUCAAUGCCGAGACCUCUCCAGCAGGCCAUGGCUCUGCUAGUUCUGCUGAACUCACUGUACCUGGUAGCUCAUCGAGCUCUGCUCACAUCCCCGCAGAAACUGGAACCGCAAGCUCGCAAGGAUCGUAUGUGCCCUCUGUUGCUGGUGGUUCAUCAGCUGCAGGUACCACAUCUGCCGCUGUUCAUGGUCGCUUGACAACUUCGACUAUCUACAGUACCAGCGAGAUUACGGUUACUAGCUGUGCCGCAAGCAUCACAGAUUGCCCAGCGGAUUCUACACUUGUAGUCACUUCUACUAUUGCAGUUUCAACCACAAUCUGUCCUGUUACGGAGACUGAGGCUGAGACUACCCCGGCAGCUGCGACAACUCCUGCUGAAUCUACUCAUGCUACCAGCUCGGCGGAAGUUUCCCCUGUUCACUCAUCCAGCUCCUUGUCUCCAGUGGUUUCGCCUGCCAGUUCUCAUUCAUCCUCGACAUCCUCUCUCCCCGCUGGUGUUGGGGCUACUUCUGCUGGAAUUUCUUCCGCAUCAGUCACCGCAUCACCAUCAAUGAGCAAGUGGACUACGUCAACUGUUUACUCGACUAGGGAGAUCACAAUUACUAGCUGUGCCGCUACGAUUACUGAUUGCCCUGCUGAUUCUACUACCGUGGUCACAUCUACUAUUGCCGUCUCUACAACUAUUUGUCCAGUGACGGAGACAGAGACAGAAACUUCCUCAUCAACUAAGGUAGUCUCUGCAAGCCCUGGCCCUAGUGGUGUUUCUCCCGAGGCCAGUACUGCGGUCCCUCAGGGCUCUGCCUCUGCUACGGAGUCCCCCAGCAGUUCUCAUGCAAGCCAUGCUGUGUCUCCGGUUUUGUCCCCUACUGGCUCUCCUGUCUCGUCGAGCUCUACUUCUAAUGUGACCUCGGCUGUAGUGAGUCCCUCAGUUAGCAAAUGGACCACAUCGACUGUCUACACAACAAGCGAGAUCACUAUCACUAGCUGCGCUGCUACUGUCACGGAUUGUCCUGCUGAUUCCACCACUGUUGUCACUUCUACUAUUGCAAUCUCGACUACAAUCUGCCCGGUAACAGCGACUGAGACUGAGACUGCCACUAAGAGCACUUCGGCAUCUGUGGGGCCUAAUGGAGUCUCUCCGGCUUCAUCCCCUUCAGAAUCAGUCUCGACUGCAGUUCCUACUCACUCAACCUCUUCUGGUGUUGCAACCUCGCCAGCUGUGACCGCAACUCCGACUGAGUGGACUACAUCUACUGUGUACAUCACUAGCGAGAUCACCAUCACUAGCUGUGCCGCUACAGUGACUGAUUGUCCUGCUGACUCCACUACUGUGGUCACCUCUACUAUCCCUGUCUCGACCACAGUACGCCCUGUCACCCGGACGGAGACAGAGACCGCGACUUCAACCCCCGUUGCACCCCACAGUGUAUCUCCGGAAUCUUCAUCUGCUGUAUCGCCGUCACCAGUGGAAAGCCCAACUGGCUCAUCCAGUCACUCUGAGUCUAGUCACUCUGGAACUCCCAUUGGGGCUACCUCACCUGCAGUGACCGUAUCGCCCACAAAGUGGACUACCUCGACUGUGUACAGCACUAGUGAAAUCACGGUGACUAGUUGUGCUUCUACUAUCACUGACUGCCCUGCGGACUCUACUACUGUGAUUAAAUCUACGAUCCCCGUAUCAACCACAGUUAUCCCGGUCACGGAGACGGAGACUGCAACUGCGACCUCAACUCCUGUUGCCCCUCAUGGUGUAUCUCCAGAAUCUUCAUCCGCUGUCGCAUCAUCGCCAGUGGUAAGCCCAAUUGGUUCAUCUAGCCACUCAGAGUCUAGUCACUCUGAAACUCCAGUUGGUGGUACCUCGCCUGCUGUGACUGCUUCGCCGACGAAGUGGACCACGUCUACUGUCUACAGCACCAGCGAGAUUACUAUCACAAGCUGUGCUGCUACGAUUACAGAUUGUCCUGCCGAUUCCACAACCGUGAUUACCUCCACAGUCGCUGUUUCGACUACUAUUCGCCCAGUUACUGAGACUGAGACAGGUGGUCAGUCCACAGCUACUAGUACGCCUACUCCAGAUGUAUCGGCUGUUGGUUCAACUGCCGCUGGAUCCACCGUCACCCACACUGUCUCUUCGAGCACUCAUUCUGGAACUCCUGUUUCUCCCGAGUCGAUUGUCACAGUGGUUACUUACGAAACUACGACUUGGUGUCCUGUUACGGCCACCGAGACUUCUGGUGGUUCCACUUACACUACUGUGAGUAGCAGUCUGUCAACUAUGACGGUUACGGCAACUUCCACCGUCCCUGUGACUUCUACUGCUCAUGCCACAACCCCUGUUGGCGUCGGUGCUGCUUCUACUUCCAUCACUCCCGAAUCUACGGUCACUGUAGUCACUUACGAAACUACGACUUGGUGUCCCGUUACUGCAACUGAGACUUCCGGCGGCUCAACAUACACAACUGUGAGCAGCAGUCUCUCAACUAUGACCGUGACAGCGACUUCGACAGUUCCUGUGACAUCGACAGCCAAGAUCACCGAAACUGAAACAAGUACUGUUGGGGUUGGUGCUCACUCUACCUCUGUGUCUCCCUCUGUGUCUCCAGUAGUCUCGCCUGUCGGUUCAAGUGUCACGGAGUCCACUACCACUGAGACUAUUUCCUCGAGUGCCCAUUCAGGUGCACCUGUUUCCCCAGAGUCAACUGUUACUGUUGUAACCUAUGAGACUACAACCUGGUGCCCCGUCACGGCGACCGAGACAUCAGGUAGUUCGACAUACACCACUGUGAGCAGCAGUCUUUCGACCAUGACAGUCACAGCAACAUCGACAAUCCCUGUGACCUCCACUGCUCAUGCUUCAAGCCCUGUAGGCGUUGGUACUCAUUCUACCUCGGUGACCCCUGAGUCAACAGUUAUCGCUGAGACUUCUACUGCUCAUACCACUGAAACUAGCCCUGCUGGAGUCAGUGCUCAUUCCAGCUCGGUGAUUCCUGGGUCUACAGUUACUGUAGUGACUUACGAAACCACAACAUGGUGCCCAGUUACAGCUACGGAGACAUCUGGAGGCUCAACCUACACCACCGUAAGCAGCAGUCUCUCGACUAUGACAGUUACAGAGACCUCAACAAUCCCGGUGACCUCUACAACUCAGGUCGCAGUCACAACCCCUGUCGGUGUUGGCGCUGCCUCCUCCUCCAUCAUUCCUGAGUCGACGGUUAUUCCUGAGACCUCGAUUGCUCGUGUCACCGAAACCAGCCCCAUUGCAGUCCCAUCCACAUCAGUGGGACCUGGAUCUACUGUGACUGUAGUGACUUACGAGACCACAACAUGGUGCCCUGUUACAGCCACUGAGACUUCUGGCGGUUCUACGAUCACCAAAGUGACCAGUACUCCUUCGGCAAUUACAGUUACAGAGACAUCGACAAUUCCUGUAGCUAGCACUCAUCAGGUUACUGAAACAACUCCUGUCGGCGUGAGUCCUGAAUCCACUUCGGUCACACCUGAGGAAUCUACCACGACUGUCAUCACUCACACUACUGUCUCCACCCACCCUGUGACCAACACGAUCACAUCAGGUGGAGUCACGAGUGUCCAGACUACUACAACUGAAACCACACUCACUUUGACUAAGACAUCGGUAAUUUGUGCCAAGUGCAGUGCUGGGUCUACCACAGUGCCUGGCAUUCCUGAGGCCACAGUUCCAGCUGGAACUACUUUAACCGAGACGUCUACUGCGGAGACUACCAACACUGCAGUGUCUGUGAUUCCAGUCAUUGUCACUCCCGGUGUGACCGCAACCUCUCCGGAGUCAACAGUGACAGUAGUUACCUACACGACAACAACCUGGUGUCCGGUCACAGCCACUGAGACCUCGGGCGGCUCUACGAUCACUAAGGUCACAAGCAGUUUGUCGACGAUGACAGUUACUUCGACUUCAACCAUUUGUACCGAGUGCUUAGCUGGCGCAACAACAGAAGCUUCAGGGUCAGCUGAGACUAUCACUGCUGAAACUACAGUGACCGAGACUCAUCCUGCGGGAGCCAGUGCAGGUGCAAGCACGAUCAUUCCCGAAGAGUCUGCCACAACUAUUGUCUACUACACUACAGUUACCAAUUACCCAGUAACCAGUACAAUCAGUUCCGGUGGCUCUGUCAGUACCUUCACUACAAACACAGUCUCUACUGUUACCCUCACCUCGAUUUCAACCGUGUGCACAAAGUGCAGCGCUGCAGCUAGCGCAACGACGACCGCCGUAGCCUGGCCACCUUAUCCCACAACUGUUCUUCAGUGUAUCAACAAAUGGCUGAGUACCGAGACCAACUGUACCUCCAACACAGACACAAGUUGCUACUGUCCCAACUCGAAGUUCACUGAGAAGGUCCAGCACUGUAUCAAAGCAAACGACACAUCGAAGACCGCUAUCCAAGAUGACCUGUCCUACUUCGCCGGUCUCUGCGCAAACUGGAUCCCAGAGAAUCCAGGAAUUGUGACCAACAUUCCUUCCAGCAUCACUCUGAUUGCAACAGUCUCUCCCACUGCACCCGCAGGUGUGAGUGCCGGGCGCACCACUGCAGCCCCAUCAUCUCCUAUCCCUUGCACCACAGUGACGUACUCUACCUACACCGUCACCUUGCCACAAGUUAGCUUCGUGACUUCAACUGUUUGGGGCAACAUGCCAACCCGAACCAUGAACCCAGGUGGUAUUCGAACCCCUGCGUCAUCCAUGUUCCGAUCCAAGAGUACUCCUAGUGGCAGUGCAGCAGCUUCUCCAAGCUACACUCCUUACUACAAUUCGGCAUCGAGUGUGUCAAACUCAGCUUCCUCAAGCAUUUUCCUUGGCUUAAUUGCCUAUCUCUUUGCUAUGUUUUUCUAG
Molecule: messenger RNA, 5388 nt
Organism: Penicillium malachiteum
Lineage: Eukaryota; Fungi; Ascomycota; Eurotiomycetes; Eurotiales; Aspergillaceae
Product: extracellular serine-threonine rich protein
Exons: 1
Coding region: 1-5388 (1795 amino acids)
Source: RefSeq, a predicted model, not a curated record